Molecule: messenger RNA, 1347 nt
Organism: Sesamum indicum (sesame)
Lineage: Eukaryota; Viridiplantae; Streptophyta; Magnoliopsida; Lamiales; Pedaliaceae
Gene: SR
Product: serine racemase
Biological process (GO): D-serine biosynthetic process
Molecular function (GO): magnesium ion binding; serine racemase activity; threonine racemase activity
Source: RefSeq, a predicted model, not a curated record
UCCUGACCAGGUAGAAAAAGCAUAUUAAACUCAAAAAUCCUUCUUGAAAUUAUCCAAAAAAAAAGAGAAAAAAAGAAAUUGAACCCCAUUUCUCCAACAAGAAUUGGGUUUGAAACUCUGAAUUUUGAUGCAUCACUACGGGCCACAAACAGUUGAGAGACGACAAAUAGCCGGCGGCUCCCGACCCGGAUAAACGGGUCGAAGUCGGGUCUGGCAUGAAACUGUGUGAGAGAACAGAGGAAGUGGAGCUUCUUAAGCAGUUCUCUUCUGCGUGUUCUUACUAUGGAAGCAAAAGCCCAAGCAUCCAUUAAUAAGUAUGCAGCUGAUAUUUCUUCGAUAAAAGCGGCAGAAGAACGCAUCAGCCCUUACGCGUACAAAACUCCAGUCUUGUCCUCAGAAACUCUGAAUUCUAUCUCUGGAAGAAAGCUUUACUUUAAAUGUGAAUGUUUUCAGAAAGGCGGAGCGUUCAAGUUUAGAGGGGCCUGCAACGCCGUAUUUUCACUUACAGAUGAUGAGGCAGCUAAAGGGGUUGUAACACAUAGCAGUGGUAAUCAUGCCGCGGCACUUUCUUUGGCUGCAAAACUACGAGGAAUUCCGGCACACAUAGUCAUUCCAAAAAAUGCUCCAAAAUGCAAAGUUGAGAACGUCAUGCGGUACGGUGGUCAGAUUAUCUGGAGUGAGGCUAAUGUGCAAUCCAGGGAGGAGGUUGCCGCAAAGGUUUUACAAGAUACCGGUGCUGUUCUUAUUCAUCCGUAUAAUGAUGGGCGCAUCAUAAGUGGACAGGGAACCAUAUCUCUGGAGCUUUUGGAGCAGGUUCCUCACAUUGACACCAUCAUAAUUCCCGUAAGCGGAGGUGGCUUGAUUUCAGGGGUGGCAUUAGCUGCCAAAUCCAUUAAUCCUGCAAUCAGGAUACUGGCUGCCGAACCAAAGGGGGCCGAUGAUGCUGCUCGGUCCAAAGCUGCAGGCAGUAUUGUAACUUUGCCCGAGACCAAGACCAUCGCUGACGGUCUUCGAGCUUUUCUUGGAAGUCUCACAUGGCCUGUCAUUCGAGAUUUGGUGGAUGACAUCAUUACUGUCGACGAUCAAGAGAUAGUUGAAGCAAUGAGACUCUGCUAUGAAAUCCUGAAAGUGGCCAUAGAGCCAAGUGGAGCGAUCGGCCUUGCUGCCGUUCUAUCCAACAGUUUCAGGAAUAAUCCAGCUUGGAACGACUGCAAAAACAUCGGCAUUAUACUCUCGGGUGGCAACGUGGAUCUAGAUGUGCUCUGGGAAUCCAUAAAUAAAAGAGUAAGAGAGCAAGACUAAAUUCAUCCAUGUUGAAAGGUUCAUCCAUGUGCUCUUUUUUCUGAU